Messenger RNA from Geodia barretti, 1125 nucleotides. The record is from the annotation of a GenBank genome assembly. Lineage: Eukaryota; Metazoa; Porifera; Demospongiae; Tetractinellida; Geodiidae.
AUGCUAACACUCGAAAGAGAAUUCCAGAGAAUAACAAAAAACGCUUCAUUUGGUUUUCCUUACUGGCAGUGGGAGCAGGAUGAUAAAUCCAUGUUUUCUGAAAACUAUUAUGGUGUGCCCUCCAAUAACGCAAGUCCACGAGUCAAUGUGAGUGGAGACAUUAUAAACCCAAACGACUGGAACACAAUAUGUGAUGUAACAUACUGGAAUCGGAACAUCAAUUGUGAGACUGCAUGGAAACCUUGCAACCCAGCCAAUGAUUUAGCAGAACGGCGGCCUCUUCAGAGAGGAGGCUUUUCCCCAUAUCUCCCUAAUGUAGUGGAAGUAAUGAUAGCCAUUGCUGCUCCUUCCUAUGAUGCAGCUGAUGACAGUGGACAAUAUUUUAGGAAUGAUUCUAGAGCAAGUUUCCGAAGCAGAUUGGAAGGAUGGAAUAUGAUAUGCUCAGCAAUGAGUUGCGUCGGAUUUAAUAGUGAUAACAACCAUACACAAAACGAUCACAUGCACAACGUCGUUCAUGACUGGGUGGGGGGUCAAAUGGAUGACGUGCCUGCUGCUGUGAAUGAUCCAGUUUUCAAUCUUCAUCACUGUAAUGUGGAUAGAAUCUUGGAGAGUUGGAUGCAGCGCUUUGCAAAUGGAAAAAACUCCUCCAACCUCCUUCCUGCUUAUGUGCCAAUUUGUGGCGGACAUCCCGGGCACAACCGUGGUGACUAUUUAGUGCCUUUCUUUCCCUUAAUUACAGCAGGAGAGCAGUACCGCGUUGCAGAAGAAUGGGGGUAUGUGUAUGAUGAGCUUGUUCCGGCGAAUAUUAAAGAUAGUGAUAUACCCGACUGUAUUGACAUUCUCGCAGAAAACUCCUGUCCUAUAUGUGAUGCCAAUGGUGUCUGCAUUGACUGUACUGAUCAAACUUGUCCUCUCCCCAACUCCCAACCAAUACCUCUCACCCCUGAUUCUCCUGAUGGCAACAAUUCAUAUGCUACUGAACUAAGCCUGGGAAUUGGCCUAGGAAUCCCACUUAUAAUUGCAAUAAUUAUCAUCAUCAUCCUCCUCUGUUGUGUCAUCGCACUAAAAAAGAAGUCAACAAAGGAGGGAAAUGGAGGAGGGUAUGAAAUGACAACGAAAACGUAG